CAUCCCGUUCGGGGGGCGCUUGAUCGCAGCCGAUGAACAGCAUGGAGUGAUGAACCCUGUAGCACGCUCUCACGCAAUCUGAAGCAUGUAUAGAGUCAUUCCCAAUUUUUGCCGCCUACGUGCAUACAAAACGGCUGGUCCUCGAAGACUAUGGCCCCGAAAUCCUGCGCAGAGCUUGAGCGUUCUCGCAACCAUUCUUCCUACCCAAGAUGGCUUUGAACCAAGCUUCGGACAAGAAAAUCCAAGCAGAGGUUUACCCUUCCACCCCACCCGACGUUUCGCUAUCACAAGAGCCCGCGAGUAAGAAGGUACCAUGGUGGUCCUACAUUUGGGAUUAUGAGCCAGGCCGCACUCAUGAAGAGCGCAAGUUCAUCCAAAAGCUGGACAUCUACCUGAUUACCAUGCUCUCGCUCGGAUACUUCAUCAAAAAUCUCGACCAAACGAACAUCAGCAACGCUUUCGUUAGCGGCAUGAAGGAGGAUCUGCAAAUGAACAAGAACGAGAUCAAUCUUAUCGACACAGCAUGGACGGUGGGAUAUGUUAUUGGCCAGAUUCCAAGUCAGAUUGUCUUGACUAAAGUUCGGCCAUCAAUCUGGGUCCCUUCAUGCGAACUGGUCUGGACGAUGUUAACGUUCUGUCUUGCGGCGGCGAAGACGAGCAACCAUGUCAUUGCAAUUCGUUUCUUCAUCGGCUUAGCAGAAUCGAUCUUCUAUCCCGCUGCGCAUACCAUCCUGGGUUCAUGGUAUAAGCCGAGCGAGUUGGGAAAGAGAGCAUGCAUCUUCCAUGCAUCUUCGGCUGCUGCGAGCAUGUUCUCUGGAUACCUACAGGCUGCUGUGUAUAAAGGCCUCAAUGGUGUAAGAGGAUUUGCCGGGUGGCAGUGGUUAUUUAUCAUGGAUGGCAUCAUCAGCACACCAAUUUGCAUCGCAGGCUUCUUCCUACUUCCCGACUUGCCGGAGAACACGCGCGCCUUUUACCUAAACGAAAAUGACCGUGCACUUGCACAAAGCCGCAUGGCGAAAGUCGGUCGAGCUCCGCGAACACGUCUUGGCCGUUCAGCAUUCAAGAGAAUUUUCGGCAGAUGGCAUGUCUACCUCCUAACGCUUCUGUACAUCAUCUUCAUCAAUCUCUGGCCUUCUAGCAGCGUGAAUCCCUUCUCGUUAUGGCUGAAAGCCGAACAUCUGUCCGUCUCGAAGAUCAACAUCAUCCCCACGGGGGCAUCAGCAAUCCAGCUGGUCCUUACGGUUUCCCUCGCUAUCAUCAGUGAUGCAAUCCGGCAUCGGGCGCGCAUUAUGAGCAUUUCCACCAUUCUCGGCCUCUUCUCAGCUCUCUGUCUCGCUAUCUGGACAAUCCCCGUUGGCCUCAAAUGGUUUGCGUUCUUCCUGCAACGCGCCUCUGUGCCAUACGGGCCACUGAGUAUGUCUUGGGCGAACGAAAUCUGUGGCGCGGAUGCGGAGGAACGAGCAAUCGUGAUUGGCAUCAUGAACAGCAUGGGUUAUGCGUUUAAUGCUUGGGUGCCUCUGUUGACGUACCCGCAGGUUGACUCACCGAAGUUUAGAAAAGGAUUUAUCUAUAGUGUAUGUGCAUUUAUCGCGCAAGGUCUGAUCACCGGCACAAUUGCAUACUUGCAAAAGAGGGAUGCGAAGAGAAAAGACAUCGAGACCAGGGUAGACGAGGAGGGUGCGAGGGUUGCGGUUUCAACUACUGAGGUUCUCUGAAGCCUGGAGAGGGGGAAUGAAGACGCGAACUUAACGAUCACUUUAUUGUAUUGAAGGGGGGUCUUUGAUAGACCAGAAGACCUUUUCUUUCUUGUAUGUGUAGCAUUAUUAACACGAGGGUCUGCCUUUGUUACCUAGUAUGGUUCGGACGUGAUGAUUCAUUUACUUAGCCGCACGUAUGGGCUUAUCAUAUUGGCGCCUCUUAUCUAGCUAUUUUACUCUCAUGGCUGAACUCGGUUAUCACUCAAGCACAUUUUUGUCACUCGCACGAUGAGCCUUACGCGCUCUCCAGUCUACAGGCACGUCAA
This is a messenger RNA of Cucurbitaria berberidis CBS 394.84, 2023 nucleotides long. RefSeq names its product major facilitator superfamily transporter. The transcript has 3 exons. Gene Ontology annotation, biological process: transmembrane transport. Gene Ontology annotation, molecular function: transmembrane transporter activity. NCBI's taxonomy places the organism in Eukaryota, Fungi, Ascomycota, Dothideomycetes, Pleosporales, Cucurbitariaceae. The record is from RefSeq and is a predicted model, not a curated record. Gene Ontology annotation, cellular component: membrane. Bases 210 to 1715 code for a protein of 501 amino acids.